Molecule: messenger RNA, 225 nt
Organism: Symbiodinium pilosum
Lineage: Eukaryota; Dinophyceae; Suessiales; Symbiodiniaceae
Source: the annotation of a GenBank genome assembly
GUUGAGCAGAGAGCUGAGCUUGCGAAGGUCGCAGCCGAGGGAAACGACGAGAGCGCCGCGGAACAGGACACCAUCAAGGACGCAGCCAACUCCUGCUUGAAGAAGAUUGGCGACGCUACCGAUUCCGACGAGGAAAAGGCCGAGACUGAUGAGAAGAACGACUCCGACAAGGAGAAGAUCACCGAGUCCGUUGAGGGCGCUGAGGCGAAGCCAACGCUUUGGCAG